Histoplasma mississippiense is the source of this 1827-nucleotide messenger RNA. RefSeq lists its product as hypothetical. Lineage: Eukaryota; Fungi; Ascomycota; Eurotiomycetes; Onygenales; Ajellomycetaceae. The record is from RefSeq and is a predicted model, not a curated record. Gene Ontology annotation, molecular function: DNA-binding transcription factor activity, RNA polymerase II-specific; RNA polymerase II cis-regulatory region sequence-specific DNA binding. Bases 1 to 1827 code for a protein of 608 amino acids. The transcript has 4 exons. Gene Ontology annotation, biological process: regulation of transcription by RNA polymerase II.
AUGGGCAGCUCCAACAACUCCUCCUCACUUCUCCUUGAUCCGUCGAAAACGUCGCCAACCCAGCCUCACGCCUCGUCACCAAGCGGGGUUGCAGAUAAUGAAGGAGAUGGUGGAUAUGGGACUGUUAAUGGGAAAUCUGAGAAGCGAUGUAUUAGCAGCCCUCGAAUCUCGAAUGCUGCCUCCACAGCCAGCCCUGGCCGAACGCAUAGCCGAGAGGGUUCUUCCGUUCGGUCUUCGGUGCCUGAAGACAACACUGCGGUAGAGUCUGAUGCAGAUCCGGACGGAGGUUCUGAAAAUGGCACAGAUAUCGGCGAGAGCACUCCUCCGUCGAAAAAGAAGAAGGGCCAACGUUUCUUUUGUACAGAUUUCCCCCCGUGUACACUAAGUUUUACGAGAAGCGAACACCUAGCCCGCCAUAUAAGGAAACAUACCGGAGAACGUCCCUUCCAGUGCCAUUGUUCACGGCGCUUCUCACGCCUUGACAAUCUACGACAGCAUGCCCAGACAGUCCAUGUGAACGAAGAUAUACCUGGAGACUCCCUUGCUGCUACGGGAACACGAUUUCAGCGCCAAAUCCGUACCGACCGUGUCAGACCGCCAGUAGAUGGAGGACCCUAUUACUAUGGAUCCCCAUCUUCGGUGGCUUCGGGUUUCUGGCCCGAAAGGGGUUCUGGCCGUCGUUUGUCAUUUCCUUCAGGGACGAGGCUAUUUGAUCCUGCAAAUACGUAUCCACCAGCAUUCCCUAAACCGCUAGCGUCAUCUGCCUCGUCAUACUCAAAUGGCGGAGGAGGUGUAUUCGGAAGCCCGAACGCGCCGGACACACCACGAGAUGACUCGAAUUUGUCCAUGGCCGAAGCAGAUUGGCGUAGAAGGACAUGGCAUCCAUCCUCACACACAGGCUUUGGCCGUCCCUCAAGCAGUGGGUUUUGGUUCAAUCAGCCGACCGAUGGACCCAAACCUGCUUUCGGGACCAAUCCUUUACAACCACCUCGCUUACCUGGAAUUGAGAGUUUUGACCACGUCCAACAGCGCCCUUCGACCCCACCAAGACGAGAGCCGACUCCCAUGCAAGUUGAUAGGCCUCUGACAUCUUCUAAUGCUGCUCCUACUUUCGUUCCGGGCUUCAGUACUCAGCUGCCAACUGCUCGACCCCCUCCUCCUGUUUCUGGACCUGGCCACCGCCGGGGCCAUGUCUCAUUUGACAUGUCUCUUCACCAAAAUCUCACAAAACUUGACAUUCGAGGCAACAAGGAUGCUUCGCAGUGGAGCCAGCAGACAAUCGGCGAGCUACGGAAUAUUGCGUCACAGCCGUUUGAUUCCCUCCAGCAACAAACCGUUGAACCAAUAAUAAAUAGAACUCCAGAUGCAUCCAAGCCCCCUGAGCAGCCUGCCGCUGGUGCAAACUCUAAUGGUCCUACAACGCCUUCCCAGAAUAAAAGACGUGGAUGGUACAACGGUCCUCUCCCGACAUCCACAUCCACUGGCCCACUUGCGAACCCAUCUCCUGAAGAUUCAAGCAGUAGCGAAGGGGUAGCAACGCCAUCGGCAUCUGCGCCUGAGUACCAUCCUGCCAUAGUACCUAGUCAUGGUGAUAUCGAAAGGCAUCAUUCACAUAUCCAGACUGAAACUCCGCAUAAUUGGCAGACCUGUGCUCCCCGAGAGCCCCAGUCUACUAACAAUAAUGCCUACCCUGUAUACCCCAAUCCGGAGCCACGACAUGUGUUUUACUCAGGCAGCCCCAAUCAUCCCGCCGGUGGGAUGGCCCGUUUAGAGGCUCUUGUGGCAGUUGCAACCAGCGAAGACAAGGGUACGAGCAAAUUCAUUUAA